This is a messenger RNA of Mesoplodon densirostris (Blainville's beaked whale), 1278 nucleotides long. It is a transcript of the gene DTWD2, whose product is annotated as DTW domain containing 2. Lineage: Eukaryota; Metazoa; Chordata; Mammalia; Artiodactyla; Ziphiidae. The record is from RefSeq and is a predicted model, not a curated record. The coding region runs from base 10 to 972 and encodes 320 amino acids. The transcript is spliced from 7 exons.
GCGCCCGUCAUGGAGCUGCAGAAAGAGGCGCGAACACCCAGGGACCCCGUCGCGCGGCUACCCCGGGCCUCUAGGUCUCGGAAGCCGGACGAGGAGGAGCGGCGGGAGGGCGGCUCAGCGCCGGCGGCGACUGCCUUGGACGCGGAGGCGGACGGGGCUAGUGCGGACGGACUGUGGGAACUGCCAGUGGAGCCGGCUGAGCGGAGGCCCGAGUGCAGCCGCUGCAGCCGACCUCAGAAAGUGUGUUUGUGUCCGUUUCUACCAGUGCAUCCUCUACACAUCUCUACCCACUUGUACAUAAUUCAGCAUCCAGCAGAGGAAAACAAGGUGUUGCGGACAGUUCCUCUGCUAGCAGCAUGUCUCCCCCAAGAUAAGUGUAAAGUCAAGAUUGGUCGUCGCUUCAGUGAGGAAAGAGAUCCCGAACUUUCAACUGUUUGUCGGAAGUCUGAUACAUUAAUAUUAUAUCCAGGGGCUGAAGCUGCUAAUUUGGAAGAAUUUAUAUUAGAUUCUCCUAUAUAUCCUUCCACAAUCAUCAUCAUCGAUGGUACAUGGAGCCAGGCUAAGGACAUUUUCUACAAGAAUUCCUUGUUCCGACUGCCUAAACAGAAGUUCACUUGGCUGAUACAUAUAGAAGGAUUUAUAAGAAGAUUGAAGUGGAAGCAAGACGUCCAGGUGCAAUUAAAAACCAGCAUUUCUAGUCAGUAUGUAAUUCGGGCGCAACCAACUAAUAGGUGCCUUUCUACACUGGAGUGUGCAGCUGUUGCUCUUUCUAUCUUGGAGAAAAAUAAUUACAUACAAGAGAUUUUGCUUCGCCCUCUUCAAGCUUUAUGCUCUUUCCAGCUUCAGCAUGGUGCUCAAAUUCGCCUCAGCAAGGAACACCUUCUGAAAAAUGGAUUAUAUCCUAAGCCGAUGCCAAAGAACAAACGCAAACUCAGGAAAAUGGAACUAUUAAUGAACAGCAUUAAAAUUUAGUGCAGUUGUUCUUAUGGUGCUAGUUUUGGUGUCUUCAGCUGACAAUAACGAGUUAACUUUUUAUACAUUUUAAGUCUGUGGGUUUUUGUCUAAAGAAUGAGAGUUACAUACUAAACUUACCCAGAAGAAGAAAGUAAUCCAAAUAGCCAAAAAACAAACAAACAAAAUUCAUUGAUUCAGUGAAAAGCAAGAUUUCGUACAGUAUUUGUUUUUAAAAUGUGCCUCUAAUACAUUUUUUCAAGUCAGUAAUUUGAAAUGUGAUUAGUUGUUGAGCUGGGUUAGAAAUACUUAUUAAUAAAAGGGAAU